UUCAGUCACUCGGGGGACUGGCGCGCCCCACGGAACCAAGGAUGGGCUUUUUAUAGGAUUUUGGGGAGCAGAAGCAAGCAUACAGAAGCAGAUGCAUGGUUACAGGGAUAUAAUUGGUGGAUUCUAAUGUGGCAAGGGUUCAGCCCGGGGGCAAGUUUCCUAGCUACCUUCCUGAAACAUAACGACUGACUCGGCCCCCCAAGGGUUCAGCCUGGGGGCAAGUUUCCUAGCUACCUUUCUGGAACAUAAGGCUGACUCGGCCCCCCAAGGGUUCAGCCCCGGGGCAAGUUUCCUAGCUACCUUCUUGGAACAUAAUGGCUGACUCAGCCCCCCACCAGGGUGUGGGACCUCUCCCGGGGCUUUUCUCAUUGUCAGGUGCUCAACCGCAGUCGUCCUGUUGCCAGGCCUUCAACCAAACACAUCCUGCUUGGCAGCCGCUUUGUACUCAGUGUUUUAACCUUUCUCUGAACCAGUCAUCUUAAGUACAGCCUUGCAAAAUGGCGUUACUGCUGCUAAGCUGGGGUCUUUCAAACCCAAGACAGAAAGCAGAAAUGGGAUGGCAUGCCCUCCCGAUGUUGUACUUAAGGCAGGUACAGGGAAGCCCAGAUUUUCACUUGGAUGCAAAGAAUUCGAACUCACCUCUUCAAAAUUAGGAAUUAAACACUUUACCCAUUGAACCACACUCACAGUUGCGCUGCACGGUUUGACAUCAACUUGACACAGACUAGAGUCAUUUGCAGACCAAUGUAACCUCUGUGGCCUUUUCUUGAUUGAUGAUUGAUGUGAGGACCCAACUCACUGUGGAGGGAAUCAUCCCUAGGCAGGAAGUCCUGGAAUCUGGAAGUCCUGGAAGAAGUAGGCUGAGCAAGUCAUUAGGAGCAAAGAGAUAAGCAGUAUUCUAUUCCUUCAUGGUCUCUGAAUUGGCUCCUGUAUCCAGGUUCCUGCUUUGAAUUUCUGACCUGACUUCCCUCAGUAAUGAACUGUGGUAUUGAACUGUAAAACAAGCCUUGUCCCCACCAAGUUGCUUUUGGUUCUUGUGUUUUAUCACAGCAAUAGAAACCUUGACUAGGAUAUCUUACCUACUGAAACUUACCUAGUUUUGCUUUGCUUUGUUUUUUAACGAAUUAUUUGUUACAGUUCAGUAAAUAAUUUAACAACUGUCCCCAUACUGAGUAAGCCCUGAUGUAAGGAUCUGUUUCUAGUUUGAUUGUAACUUAUUACAUCACACUGUGUUGAUACCUCUGGGGUGGAGGAUGGGGCAGCACUGCUUUUUUUGAAGGGAAAUGAAGAGGAAUGGAUCAUCUAUCAGAGAAGGGAGGUUGAGGAGAUGGACUGUGAAGAGUGGAGGGAGGGAACACUGUUGUUGGGAUGUAAUGCAUGAGAGAAAAUUAAAAAAAAAACUAGUUCAGUGUCAGAAUUGAAAAAAUCACAUUUCAGUAAAUAAUUUAGCUGCUUUCUCUUUUUUUGAAAAGUUAGCAGUGGAAUUUUAAAGUAGAGACAUCAUUAAGGAGUCAGAAGAUCAACAUGGGAGACCUUGAAAAGGGGGCUGCAACCCAUGGGGCCGGAUGCUUUGCCAAGAUCAAGGUGUUUCUGAUGGCAUUAACAUGUGCAUAUGUAUCCAAAUCGCUAUCAGGAACUUUCAUGAGUUCCAUGCUCACACAAAUAGAGAGACAAUUCGGUAUCCCCACAGCUAUAGUUGGAUUCAUCAAUGGGAGCUUUGAGAUAGGAAAUCUUUUGUUGAUUAUAUUUGUGAGUUAUUUUGGAAUGAAACUGCACAGACCUAUCGUGAUUGGUGUUGGAUGUGCAGUUAUGGGCCUGGGUUGCUUCAUAAUAUCACUACCUCAUUUCCUCAUGGGCCGAUAUGAAUAUGAAACAACGAUUUUACCUACAAGCAACUUGUCCUCAAACAGCUUCUUGUGUAUGGAGAACCAAACCCAGACCUUAAAUCCAGCGCAAGACCCAGCAGAGUGUGUGAAAGAAGUGAAAUCACUAAUGUGGAUAUAUGUACUGGUAGGAAAUAUUAUACGUGGAAUUGGUGAAACUCCCAUCAUGCCCUUGGGUGUUUCCUACAUAGAAAACUUUGCCAAAUCUGAAAACUCUCCUUUAUACAUUGGAAUUCUAGAAACAGGAAAGAUGAUUGGCCCAAUAUUUGGGCUUUUGUUGGGAUCCUUCUGUGCAAGCAUUUAUGUAGACACAGGGUCUGUGAAUACAGAUGACCUGACCAUAACUCCCACAGAUAUACGCUGGGUUGGUGCUUGGUGGAUCGGCUUUUUGGUCUGUGCAGGAGUGAAUAUCCUGAUUAGCAUUCCCUUUUUCUUUUUUCCCAAAACACUCCCAAAGGAAGGAUUACAGGAAAAUGUGGAUGGAACUGAAAAUGCCAAAGAGGAGAAGCACAGAGAAAAGGCCAAGGAAGAAAAACGAGGAAUCACUAAAGAUUUCUUUCCGUUCCUGAAGAGCCUGUCCUGCAACCCGAUUUACAUGCUGUUCACCCUUAUAAGUGUGCUCCAGGUCAAUGCAUUUAACAUUUACUUUAGCUUCCUGCCUAAGUACCUUGAAAACCAAUAUGGAAAAUCCACUGCAGAGGUCAUCUUCCUCAUGGGUGUUUAUAACUUACCUGCAAUAUGCAUUGGAUAUUUAAUUGCUGGCUUCAUGAUGAAGAAAUUCAAGAUCACUGUCAAGACAGCUGCAUUCCUCGCAUUCUGCCUAUCCUUGUCUGAAUAUAGUUUUGGUUUCUGUAACUUCCUAAUUACCUGUGAUAAUGUCCCAGUUGCUGGUUUGACUAACUCUUAUGAAAGAGAUCAGAAACCUCUAUACUUGGAAAAUAAUGUUCUUGCUGACUGCAACACAAGGUGCAGCUGCUUGACGAAAACAUGGGAUCCAGUGUGUGGAGACAAUGGCCUAGCAUACAUGUCAGCCUGCCUCGCAGGCUGCGAGAAGUCUGUUGGAACUGGAACCAACAUGGUGUUUCACAAUUGCAGCUGCAUUCAGUCACCAGGAAACUCGUCCGCAGUCCUGGGGCUGUGUAAUAAAGGCCCCGAGUGCACCAACAAGCUGCAGUACCUUUUAAUACUAUCAGGAUUUCUCAGUAUCCUCUACUCAUUCGCAGCCAUACCUGGAUACAUGGUUUUUCUGAGGUGUAUCAAGUCUGAAGAGAAGUCACUUGGGAUUGGAAUACAUGCAUUUUGCAUAAGAGUAUUUGCUGGCAUUCCAGCACCUAUUUACUUUGGAGCUUUGAUAGACAGAACCUGUUUACACUGGGGAACUCAGAAAUGUGGUGCGCCAGGGGCGUGCAGGAUGUAUGAUAUAAAUAGCUUCAGGCGCAUUUACCUUGGGAUGUCUGCAGCUCUAAGAGGAUCAAGCUAUCUCCCUGCAUUUGUUAUUGUAAUACUUACAAGGAAGUUCUCUCUUCCUGGGAAAAUCAACUCUUCAGAAAUGGAAAUUGCAGAGAUGAAGCUCACAGAGAAGGAAAGCCAGUGCACAGAUGUGCACAGAAAUCCUAAGUUCAAGAAUGAUGGAGAACUGAAAACGAAGCUGUAAUGACUUUUCUACUGCCUUGUGUAAGGCCAUGAACAGAAUGCUAGAAUUCAAAACACUUCACUUUUGAAUCAUGAGAUAAACAACAGGAAUGCUUAACUUUAAGAACCUCAACAAUUAGUUUUACACUCAUGAUAAAAGUAGCAUUUUCAUGAGGCUGGUGUAGGACUUAAGUUUUUCCCAGGAUAGAUUUCUAUAGAGACCCCCACAUUGAACAUUAAAGCUUCCUUCAUUUGCAAACAGCAUUUUCUAUUGUAUCAAGGAAAGUAUGUAUUUCUAAGAUAUCUUCAAGUAGCUUUAAAGCCUAGUCCUUAAACACUAUUUCAUUCUGUUGAACUUAUGUUUCGAUGUGGGGGGUAUUUAGAGAGACAAAUAUGCAUUGUGGCUGUGCCACAUCAGAAAAAAAAACCUAUUCUUUCUAUGCACAAGCUGUCUGCAUACGUUUAUAUCUAGAAGUUAUUAACCCUUAUUUUUUAUUUUAGUCAUGAUGCUUCCGAGAUUAGACUUCUCUCUCAUGUGCCAUCUCCUGGUUUUAGUUCCAUUUUUCUUUACUUAUGUCACACAUUUGAUCAUUUAUCUUACAGUACUGACAAACCUGAUCACAUUAUUAAAAAAUUCACAUUGCAAA
Rattus norvegicus (Norway rat) is the source of this 4162-nucleotide messenger RNA. The record is from RefSeq and is a predicted model, not a curated record. Lineage: Eukaryota; Metazoa; Chordata; Mammalia; Rodentia; Muridae.